This is a messenger RNA of Lasiosphaeria miniovina, 528 nucleotides long. RefSeq lists its product as uncharacterized. The transcript has 2 exons. Bases 1 to 528 code for a protein of 175 amino acids. The record is from RefSeq and is a predicted model, not a curated record. NCBI's taxonomy places the organism in Eukaryota, Fungi, Ascomycota, Sordariomycetes, Sordariales, Lasiosphaeriaceae.
AUGCCGGAAUUUCCAGAAGCCUUUGUGGCAUGUAUUGCGCAAGCUCUCCGCACGACGCAGGUUCUCAAUGUGCUUUGGGGCUACUGCCUCUUCAAUGUCUAUGGCGUUCUAUCUGUCAUCAUGGCGAACCACUCGCUUCUGCACCCGACGAAACUUGAACUUCCGCCGCAUUUCAUUCUUGCUUCGGACCAAGCGGUGCUGCCGCCUUGGAGACCCGGCCGGGGAACAGGCUUGUUCAAAUCUAGCAGAGACUUGAUCGUGGUCCCAAAAUCCCACAUAUUGUUGGAAGCCUACAUGCGGCUGUAUGCCCGGGAUUUUGGGAAGCCUGUGGGCAAUUUCGGCAUGGCCAUGAUCUGUUGCCUGGAAGGGUACGUUGACUCGGACGGGCUGUUGGACAUCCAACAGCUCCCCGCGCCGCUCAAGACUUUGUAUGUGGAGCUACGCGAUGGCCGGAAACCGGGUCGUCAGUGGACCAUCGAGCUGAGAGACGCGCUGGCACUUCCCGAGCUGAACCGUUUUUCAAAUUGA